UUUUUUUUGGGCUUGCCGCAAUAAAGCACUUUUUUUGUUUUUUCUGUAUCUUUCCCUUUUUUUAUUUUUCUUUUUACUUUCAAGAUGCUAAAGACUAUCAAUACCAUCGUUCUUCGCGAAAGUCGCAGUUUCGCUUGCGCUACUCGCUGUUAUUCCGUUCAUUCUGACACUUACAACUCCACGUCACCCAAUGCACCGCCACCUCCACCUCCUGCCCAAACCAAAAAGUCAAAUGACGCUCCACAAAAUAAAACACCCACCGAACCUCUGUUCACUGAAGAAACCAGAGAACGCUUAGCACGACUGCGCCAACAUCAUUUCCACUCUACCAAUAUUCCAGAUUCACCCGAUUUUGGCACCAAUCAGUAUAUUAAUAUCAAUGAGGAAUUACGGCAACAACUCAAGGACAUCGUUUCCACGUUUAAUGCGCCUGUACGUUAUGCUUUUGCAUACGGCAGUGGUGUCUUUCAGCAGUCAGGUUAUGAUAACAAGAAGAAGCCAAUGUUGGAUUUCAUCUUUGGUGUGACUCAUCCUGGCCAUUGGCACGCACUGAAUAUGCAUCAAAAUCCUCAUCAUUAUUCCGGUAUGCGCCUACUUGGUUCUGGCGCAGUCGCCAUGUUACAGGAGAAAGUGGGUGCGGGCGUCUACUUCAAUCCCUACGUAGAAGUCAAUGGCAUGAUCAUCAAGUAUGGCGUUGUAUCCAUUGAUCGGUUGUGCAAAGAUCUCAUUGAUUGGGAAACUCUCUAUCUUGCUGGUCGCAUGCAUAAACCUGUAAAAAUCCUUCGGGAUGAUGCCCGUGUGAGAUUGGCCAAUCAAGUGAAUCUGACAGAAGCCGUGCGAGUCGCUUUAUUAACGUUGCCGGAAAGAUUCACUGAAGCGGAACUGUUUGAAAAGAUCGCCGGUAUCAGUUACCACGGUGAUUUCCGAAUGGUGGUGGGUGAGAAUCCCAACAAAGUGAAGAACAUUGUCAAUGCACAGAUGGAUCACUUCCACCGGUUAUAUUACGGUUUAUUGGAUGAUUUGCCCAAUGUCGCCUUUUUACGUGAUGGGCAUUAUCAGCAAAGUCAAAAUCCCAAGUUCCGUGGUUUGAUGGUGCAAAAGCUGCCCAAGACGUUGUAUGAUAAAGUACUGGCUGAACAUCGCAACUAUGCCGCAAAGCACAAUCUUUCACUUCCGGAGGAAAAGAUUGAAUUGUAUCAGCAAAUUUCAUCGUCGCCUAUGCUAUCAAAGUAUAUUGAUAAGUCUUUGUACGACACCAUUGCCCGGACGGCCAUGACACAGAGUAUCAAAGGUAUUAUCACCGCCGGUCCCGUGAAGACAACACGAUACGCUGCUGAGAAACUGAGCAAAUGGUGGAGUGCCAAGAAAUAAACAAGCGGUCAGGAAGACUGGAGUGAACUGUUAUCGCAUUCUUUUUUUUUCAUACUCUUGAUCAGGUCACUAUAAUUUAAUAUCCCAUUCUGGGGGAAAGGGGGGUUUUUUUUGGGGUAGUUCAAUCCAGCACAAAGGCUGUAUAGUUUUGAAAAAGAAAACCGUGUUUAAUACGGGGCGAUAUAAAGAAAAGAACGAUUUACGGUUCCCAAGUAAGGGCAGCAGGUUUUCAUGUGAUGUUAUAAGCGAUGUUGUGAA
This is a messenger RNA of Radiomyces spectabilis, 1629 nucleotides long. RefSeq names its product mitochondrial matrix Mmp37-domain-containing protein. The record is from RefSeq and is a predicted model, not a curated record. The coding region runs from base 85 to 1371 and encodes 428 amino acids. Gene Ontology annotation, biological process: cardiolipin biosynthetic process; CDP-diacylglycerol biosynthetic process. NCBI's taxonomy places the organism in Eukaryota, Fungi, Mucoromycota, Mucoromycetes, Mucorales, Radiomycetaceae. The transcript has 7 exons. Gene Ontology annotation, molecular function: phosphatidate cytidylyltransferase activity. Gene Ontology annotation, cellular component: mitochondrion.